AUGCAGGAGCAAGAAAUAAACUCCCAAGAGCUGUUUCUGGAACUAAAAGGCAUAUGUGUCCCUUUGCUUUCGCAUUCGCGUCUCGCGGCUGGAAAAAUCCCCGAGGUCUUGGAACUUCUAUCCGCUCUGUCAGAACGCCUUCAGAAACUACAUCACGAUCAGGUUUGGCUCAAGCCUGCGCUUCUAUCAUAUGCAUUCUUCCCUCUGCAAACUAUUCUCGGCCGUAAUGAUAGUUCUAAAGUUCCAGAUCAAGUACUGGAAAAGAUCUUUGAGGUAUUCGAGCUCCUGUUCCGUUGGUGGUGGUGGACAUGCGAGGAGAGCAUCUGGGAGCAACUACUCAUGCUUUGUGGAUCCAUCCUAGGGGGAUUGGAUGUCAAAGGAAAGAGGAAGGAGAGAGACGAUGAGACGAAAGAUGCGGUUGUCAGACUUAUCUUAUGUCUCUUGAAAGACCGGUCAUCGGACGUAACAGACACUGGAAGCCCUGACGACAUUCGAAAUGUUCCUAACGCAGAAACGCGGCUGUACGAUUUUCAGACACACGCGCGGACGGGUAAACUUGUACCAGUUCUUGGACAGAUGUUGAACGCACUGCUCGACACUGCAAUAUCUCGGCAUUUACCCCUCCAGUUACACUCUAUUGAGGCUCUUCAAAUUAUAAUAUCGAUAUACGUUCCAAAUAAUGUCGUCCCAUCCAUACUUCCUGGAGUCAUAAGUUCCGCAACUCGUAUUGCUCUGGGAAGGACGAACAGUAUGGUAAAUGGCAAGGGCUGGGUCAAUGGUGCCGUAGUCUCGGCAGCUCUCCGUCUUAUGGAUGUAUCGAUCGUUCGUGCUAUCGGUGAUGAACCGUGCAUGGCCGCUGGGGUAGUCAAAGAGUUCAAUGGGCUUGAAGACCUCACGGAACUCGUGAGCGGAGGUGCAAUGGAAGGUUCAAUAUCGCAACCCAACACGUCUUCCGAAAAGCCUUAUGAAACGACACGUUCAGCGUCUUGGUUGCAUGCAACUUCGUCCCAAUUGCUGAUGGCAUUGAACUCAUUAACACCUUUGGUCUCUCAUCCAACUCCUGCUGCACUAUCAGCACUCGCGUCUAUUUCCCAAUCCCUUCUGUCCAAAGCCCGACUCACUCUGCCAGAGAGUCGUCCUCUCCUCCUCUCAUUCCUCCUUUCACUCUCCCACUCACGCUGUCCCUCCGUUUCUGGAAAUGCUAUCCGUGCUCUAUCCGUGCUUCUGAGUCCUUCAGAGAAAGGCAGUCAUGUACUUCUCCAAACGCUAUUGCAGCUUACUGCAGACAAUCUUUCUGCACUUCCACUUCUCCUUCCGACUCAAGCAGAUGCACGGAUAAUUCACGUUGCAGGUCAGAUCGAGGCCGCAUGUCGUCUUAGUCCUGCUGGCGCCGGUGUUGGACGACUGUUGGGACCGACUGGUCAUAUAGAAAAGUGGGGGUGGCGUCUACUCUCCGUGCUUGAUUUUGCACCCCCUCCUGCAACAAUCAUCGGAUCCGGAGCAAUAGGCCUGCUUGAGGGCAGCUCAGAUGAACGGAUUGUGUUUCCUAUGGCAACGUUGACUAAUGUCGCGACACGCGAAACCCAUGUCUCGCUGGAACGAAUGCUACGUGCUCUUGGUUCUGCAGGCGGCGAAACCUGUUUGUUUGCUGUUGAAUGGUUUAUACGCGUCGGGACCGCCGGUCAGGGCGAUGGAAGUAAUGUAGCUGCUUUUUGGUGUGCAUCUAGAAUACUAGAAGGCAUAGUUGGCAUCUCAUUGGACGAAGACGACGAGGCUGUCCCCAACUCUACGCAAAGGGUACUGCAACACCGUAGAGUCGAGAAGUUCGCUCGUUGGCUGACGAAAAUUGUCUCUGAACUGUGGGACAAAGACGAGGAAGAACCAGAGCCCGGAAACGAGCAAAAAAAUGCGACGGGAUUAGAUGCGGACGAGGAUCGACCAGUCAUUGAAUUUGUGAAAGGCCUUGAACCCCUUCAAACGCGGUUUGAUCUCCGGUCCUCAUCGAAUAAAUCUGCUACUCGGAGAUCGCAACCCAUACUCCACAAAUCGUUUGCCCUUCAACUUAUGGCUGUCUCUGCUUCUAUCCUUCACUCACGGUUCUCUACUCUCCUCAUACAUGCUCUUUACCCAAUCCUUCACUCCCUGGUUCAACCAUCUGCAUAUCUUGCCGGUACAGCGCAAGCAACUCUGCAAUACGCGACUCGUGCCGUCGGAAGCGCUACUCCAGGCAAUUUACUGCUCUCAAAUUUUGACUAUGCGUUAGACUCGGUUUCGCGCCGGCUGACUCGACGUCAUUUGGACAUAGAUGCAGCUCGUGUCCUCGUCGUCCUUAUUCGCCUCAUUGGGCGGGAUGUCGUUCAACGCGCGAGCGAUGUCGUCGAAGAGUGCUUUGACCGCUUAGACGACUUCCACGGCUAUGCUAUUGUUGUUGAAGGUCUUGUUGAGGCACUUCAGGAGGUUGUCAAGGUCAUAGAGGGAGAAGAGCUCCCUCAGCAUAAUGAAGACUCGAAACCGGUUGAGCAUGGGAAUGUGUCAGAUGCAGAGCAUUUUGACAGGUUCCUCAAGUGGAUCGAACAUCGUAAUGACCCGCCAGAGCAAGUUGAAGGAGAGGAUAUUGGGCCAGUCCCCAAAGGACCGCUGGGUAAAGGCAAAACGAAGGAAAUGACAGCAGAAGAGGAAGAGGAAGAGAAACGAUUAUUGAACGAACCAAGCGCCCUCGACGAGCCUCCACCAACACCAACUCAAACACUCACCUCCCAGAUCGUCUCACGUUCCAUUACUCUUUUGACUCACGGUUCGUCUUCCAUUCGUACUCGUAUUCUUACCCUCCUGGCUAGUGCAGCGCCAGUGCUCCCUGCUUCAUCGCUUCUUCCGGCUGUACAUCGCGCAUGGCCGUUCGUCAUAAACCGUCUAAGCGAACCAGAGACAUCCGUAGCCGCUGCGGCUGCUUCUUUCGUUGCUGCCCUCGCUCAUGCACAUGGCUCAUUCAUGACACAGCGCAUUUGGGAUGAUGUUUGGCCUCUAUUCCAUCGGACUCUGAAACGACUCGACGCUGCAGACGAGCAAAGUGCUCUCGCGCGUCGAACUGCAAACGUCGGUGUUAUUGGGACGCAGUCAGCGUAUACACAUUCGCAUCGACUAUACCGGGCAAUGAUCGGUUCUAUGACAGCUGCUGUACGCGGUGGGAUACAAGUACAGGAUCAACGUGCGUGGGACGUCCUCCUUGCAUUCCGUCGAUUUCUGUCAAAGAGUGCGCACGAGGAACUGCAAACCGCAGCGCGAGAGUUAUACAUUGCAUUUGGAGAGAAUAACGAGGAUACCGUUUGGCUCGUGCUCACUUCGACCGCAGCGACGCCUGAUGUCCCGCACCUUGGGCACUUAGCUCAGACGAAAUGGGAUACUCAGAGUAACGUAGAUAUUAUCUUCUUAGUAUUGGAGAGCAGGUAACAAGAGAGGUAUAGUAUGUAAACGUCAAAUUCUAUGUAGCAUAGAGUUGUU
Fomitiporia mediterranea MF3/22 is the source of this 3498-nucleotide messenger RNA. RefSeq lists its product as uncharacterized. Gene Ontology annotation, biological process: chromatin remodeling. The record is from RefSeq and is a predicted model, not a curated record. Bases 1 to 3447 code for a protein of 1148 amino acids. NCBI's taxonomy places the organism in Eukaryota, Fungi, Basidiomycota, Agaricomycetes, Hymenochaetales, Hymenochaetaceae. Gene Ontology annotation, cellular component: cytoplasm. The transcript is spliced from 2 exons.